Messenger RNA from Pistacia vera, 1803 nucleotides. Its product is annotated as cytochrome P450 CYP82D47-like. Bases 87 to 1664 code for a protein of 525 amino acids. Gene Ontology annotation, biological process: defense response to other organism. The record is from RefSeq and is a predicted model, not a curated record. Lineage: Eukaryota; Viridiplantae; Streptophyta; Magnoliopsida; Sapindales; Anacardiaceae. The transcript has 2 exons. Gene Ontology annotation, molecular function: monooxygenase activity; heme binding; oxidoreductase activity, acting on paired donors, with incorporation or reduction of molecular oxygen.
AACCAACACAAUUUUUAGCCUCCUCAACUCAAUUAUAAAGCAACCCAUCGCCUCUAGUUAAUUAAUCAGAAGACUAAUAGCUAGCCAUGGACAUUCUUCUUCUCUUCCCAACUGCAGUUACUGGUUUCUUUGCAUUUCUAUUGUUUCUAUAUUCUUUGUUAUGGAUAUUUAGGCGUGUUCAAAAAAAUUCAAGCAAUAAUGUUGCAGUACCAGAACCUGGUGGUGCAAGGCCUUUGAUUGGCCACCUCCACCUCUUAGGAGGCCCAAAACCUGCACAUAUCACAUUGGGAAACAUGGCUGACAAGUACGGUCCAAUCUUCAUGAUCAAGAUGGGUAUCCAUCGGGCUUUGAUUGUAAGUAAUUGGGAGAUUGCCAAAGAGUGUUUUACUACCAAAGAUAAAGUCUUUUGCAAUCGCCCAAAAUCUCUAGCCUCAGAGAUCUUAGGCUACAACUACGCUAUGAUCGGCUUGAGUCCUUAUGGUCCUUACUGGCGCCAAAUCCGCAAGAUAGCCACGCUGGAAAUUCUCUCAAACCACCGCCUCGAAAUGCUCAAACAUAUCCGAGAAUCUGAAGUGAAGGCGUCUGUAAAAGAAAUAUAUGAUCUAUGGAUGAAGAACAAAAAGAAUAAGGUAUUGGUGGAGAUGAAGAGAUGGUUUGGCAAAGUAACAUUAAACGUUGUUUUAAGGAUGGUUGUGGGUAAAAGUUUCGUUGAGGGUACAACAAAGGAAGAGAGUGAAGAGAAUGAACACAGCAGAGAAGCGCUAAGGGAAUUUUUCGAAUUAACGGGGGCAUUUCCACUUGCAGAUGCACUACCGUUUAUGAGGUGGGCGGAUUUAGGAGGACAUGAGAAGGCCAUGAAGAAGACAGCAAAAGAACUUGAUGAAGUUGUUGAAGGGUGGUUAAAGGAACAUAAGCAGAAGAGAAGCAUAAGUGAGGUGAAGGGUGAGAAUGAUUUCAUGUACAUGAUGCUGUCCCUUCUUGAUGAAGCUCAAGAGCUUCCCAGUUAUGAUGCCGAUACCAUCAACAAAGCUACCUGCCUGGCUAUGAUAUUGGGAGGCACAGACACAACAACUGUUACACUCACAUGGGUUGUGGCUUUACUACUCAACAAUCGUCAUGUCUUGGAAAAAGCCCAAAAUGAAUUAGAUACCCACGUUGGUAGAGAAAGGCUAGUGCAAGAGUCAGAUAUUAAAAACUUGGUUUACUUCCAAUCUAUCCUUAAAGAAACAUUACGUUUGUAUCCGGCAGCCCCACUGUCUGUGCCACAUGAAUCCUUAGAAGAUUGCAGCAUUGGUGGGUACCAUGUGCCAGCCAGAACGCGCCUUUUCGUCAAUCUGUCAAAGCUUCAUCGAGAUCCAAAAGUUUGGUGCAAUCCUUGCGAGUUUCAACCCGAAAGAUUUCUUACGACGCAUAAAGAUUGUGAUGUCCGGGGCCAAAAUUUUGAAUUGUUGCCAUUUGGUAGUGGUAGAAGAGUGUGUCCGGGAAUCUCUUUCGCCCUUCAAGUUAUGCAACUCACACUUGCUCAUUUGCUGCAAGGAUUUGAAUUUGCAACCCCAGGUAAUGAACCAAUUGACAUGGUUGAGGGAAUUGGAUUGACAAACUUAAAGGCCACCCCGCUUGAGGUCCUUCUCACUCCACGACUUCCUGCUCACAUAUAUCAAUAAAUUAAAAAUAAAUGCUUGUGGUAUCUGUUUUAUGCAAUAUGGGAUGUUUUUAUCUUGUUCUACUGUCUACUGUAAUUGAAAUGGAGUGGUUUCAUGAUCCAUUAAAUUCAGGGUUAAGCAAUAAAUCGUUGACUAGAAA